Messenger RNA from Pseudomyrmex gracilis, 2084 nucleotides. Its product is annotated as pancreatic triacylglycerol lipase-like. Gene Ontology annotation, biological process: lipid metabolic process. Gene Ontology annotation, molecular function: lipase activity. NCBI's taxonomy places the organism in Eukaryota, Metazoa, Arthropoda, Insecta, Hymenoptera, Formicidae. The record is from RefSeq and is a predicted model, not a curated record. Bases 376 to 2013 code for a protein of 545 amino acids. The transcript has 8 exons.
UAAACAAAAUUAUGCAUAAAGCGUAGUUUGUUUGAAAACGGUCACCUUGGGAAAUCUCCGCCGACUCGCGUUAAAAGCAAAUGUCAGAGCGGAGCCGUCGUCAGGCUCUAGCAAGCGGAAAGAGGUAGUUGCGCAAAAAAAUCCGCUUAUAGAAGGUGUAUACGCUAUCUCGCAACUUCACGAGUAAAGUCCGCCCCGGCGAGUCUGACCGGCAAAGGAAAAACAAAAAGCGCGUCUCGUCGAUCGCGAAACAGAGAAGCGACGUGUUCCGUCGAGAAAAGAAGAAGAAGAAUAACGGAGAAGAGAAGAAGAGAGAAAUAAAAAGCAAAGCGAAAACAAGAAGAAGAGACGGAGGAGAAAGUAAGAUAAUCUCGAAUGGAAGAAGGAUGGGCAACGAAUUCUACGGAGAACACGAAUCUCCGACGACCCAGUGACAGAAUGAAACCGGUCAACGUUCUACAUCGUGUUCUCUUCUCCCUGUUGAUGAUCAACAUCACCGCAUCUAUCGCGGGAAAAUUGCAACCGGUCAAAUUUCUCGCAGAACGGAAUCGCGCGAUGCUGAGACGAAUCGCCAUCUCCCGCGAGGAAAAAUCGAAGAUUUGCUACGAUCUGGUUGGUUGCUUUGCGGAUCUGCCGCCGCAAUUGUCGUUAAGACGACCGCCCGAACAUCCCAGUAUCAUUCAGACCAGAUUCUUUCUUUACACACACGAGGAUCCGCAAACUCCGCAGCCCAUUCAAUACGGCGACGAUCUGAAAUCUAUUCUGCACUCGCGAUUCAAUGCCACCAAACAUCUCAAAGUGUUGAUACACGGUUUCAAGGGUAGCGGGAGCGACACCGGCAUGAUGCAAGCCAUAAAUUCGCUCUUCGAUAUAGAGGACUCGAACGUCAUCGUCUUAGACUGGACGAAGGGCGCCGGGACGAGUUACGGAAAUGCGGUAGCGAACAGCGAAUUGGUCGGUCGACAAUUGGCUCUGAUACUUCUGGACGUGAUCAACUUGGGGAUCAAUCCCCUCAAUAUUCACGUGAUCGGUUUCAGUCUCGGCGCGCAUGUGGCCGGUUGCGCGUCCGAAGUACUAAAGAAGAAGAAUCUGAUUCUGGGUCGCAUAACCGGUCUCGAUCCCGCGUCGCCGUUCUUCCGGAAUCACCUUUUCAGGGAAAAAGGAAGAAAAUUGGACGCAACCGACGCUCUUCUCGUUGACGUCAUUCACACGGACGGCUCGUCGGAUUUCGCCGACGGUUUUGGUUUACUGAAACCGAUCGGACAUAUAGAUUUUUUUCCAAACGGCGGUCGAGAGCAACCCGGUUGCACCGAUAUCAAGAAUUCGGUUGUGGUCAGCCAUUUGAAAGAGGAGCUACUGGAUCGUAAUAUAGCGUGCAGUCAUCUGAGAGCCUGGCAGCUCUUCGUGGACACCGUUCGCACGCAGAAGGAAGACAGAUGCAAAUUCAUCGCCUGGCCCUGUCCGCAGGGAGGAGUAUCCUACGCGCGAGGAACGUGUUUCCCAAUGGAAACGACCGACUGGCAUCAGGAAAUGGGUUACGCGGCCGAUCGCGGACCACUCGGAAUCUACUAUCUGGCGACCAGGGGCGAAACGCCGUUUUGUGGUCAACCGCUCAGAGCAUCGGUUAUAAUAUCCGACGGUAUGCCGAAAACAUCUGGCAUACUCUUUUUCAAAGUCUUAAUCGGCAACUCUACAACUUUGUUUAAAAUCCAGUGCACCUUGUCCAGACGGAGAAACGAAUGGAUGACAUUUUACAACAUCGCGGCGGCAGAAUUUGACGCGUUAGACGCAAAUACCACAGCGAUCACCGGCAUCGUGUCGUAUCAACGUAACACCAAUGACAAAACGGAAGAGGACGCCGCGCAAGAUGUAGACACGGACGUGAUACUUCUCGACAAACUUGCUCUCGAAGAUCGUAAAGGUCACAGGUGGGAAUAUUGCAGAACAAAUACCGCAAUCAAUUCGCACGAAGUGUACGUAGAGUUGCAAAGUGAACGAUGCACCCCAUUGUAAUAUUAUUUUAAUGUGUAAAAAUUUUUUUAUCCGAAUAAAAUGAUGGUUUUGUAACCAAUAACAAUCUUGAA